UUCCACUUCAUUACACAACCGGUUAUCUUGAAUCACGUAUUGUGUGCAAAGUGAAAACAUAAACAGUCGUGUUACGAAUACGUUCAACUUUGUGUUUUGUCAUUUAAAGUUGUUAAAAUGCCUCCGUUGCUAUACAAAACUGACGCGAGCCCACCAGCACGAACAGUAAUGUUGGUAGCAGAUAUUCUUGGUUUAAAUCUGGAUAUGAAAGAAAUAAAUCCAGUAUUAAGGGAACAGGACACACCGGAACUUACAAUGAAAAAUCCAAUGAGGACUGUCCCUUUGCUAGAAGAAGACGACUUCUGUUUAGCUGAUAGCCACGCCAUAAUUCUUUACCUUUUCGAUAAAUAUGCCAAACGUCAACACGAACAUCUUUACCCAUCUGAUAAGAGAAAGCGAGCUACAAUCAACCAAAGGCUAUUUUUCGAUUGCGGCGUUUUAUUUCCAAGACUCAGAUCUAUUAUGGCUCCAACUUACGGUGGUAAACUUACCGAACCAUCGAAAUCAAUGUUAAGGAACGUCGACGAUGCGUACAGGAUGCUUGAAACCUAUUUAUCUAAUACGUCAUACUUGGCUGAUGACGUCAUAACUCUUGCAGAUAUUAGCGUCAUAACAACCAUUUCAUCACUGAAUGGAUUGCAUCCUAUCAAUGAAAAGGUAUAUCCUAAGUUGAAACAAUGGUUUAACAAUAUGUCACAGCAAGAAUACUGUAAAAGGAUAAACGAACCCGGCAGCAAACAGCAUGUCUACGGCCUAAAGAUGCUUAUGGAAAAUAACAAACAAAAAUCCAAACUUUAGCUCCGAAAAUGUAAAAUGACAUUUAUCAACAUAUUCUGUGUAUUCGAAGCUUUAAUAUAUUUUAAAACAAUAGCAAAGUAAUUGUACACUAACUUGUAUAUCAUCAAGGUAGUUGAGACUGUUUUUUUUUACUAUUGAAUUGAAAAAAAAAAUACACAAUGACCAAGAAUGUUUUAGCACAUUAAUCAAAUCGCUUGCCAUGUUAGUUAAGCAUAAUAAAAAAAAACGAAAAAAAAA
This is a messenger RNA of Papilio polytes (common Mormon), 1035 nucleotides long. It is a transcript of the gene GSTe6, whose product is annotated as glutathione S-transferase 1-like. The transcript has 6 exons. Gene Ontology annotation, biological process: glutathione metabolic process. Lineage: Eukaryota; Metazoa; Arthropoda; Insecta; Lepidoptera; Papilionidae. Gene Ontology annotation, molecular function: glutathione transferase activity. The record is from RefSeq and is a predicted model, not a curated record. The coding region runs from base 118 to 798 and encodes 226 amino acids.